CCGCUUGCAGGCAGUCCGAGCGGCGAUUGGUGGGAAGGGACGGAGCUCAGCGAGCUGUGAUUGGCCGAGGGCUUUGGGCGGGUUGGACGGAGGUUUGAAGGGCUCCUCGGGCUCAGACGUUAACGGAACCUCGGACAGAGCGCGCGGGACCGAUCGAGCCGGGACCCCCCCCGCCCACCCCCGACACCGGGACUGAGCCGGAUCGGGACCGAUCGAGCCGGGAUCCCCCACCCCCACCCCCGGGACUGAGCCGGAUCGGGACCGAUCGAGCCGGGACCGCCACCCACGACACCGAACCGGGACCGCCGCCAAGUCUUCGCCCCCCGGAGUCCCCGCCAUGGAGCUGGACCAGUCCCUGUCGCCGCUGAGGCCCGUGGACGAGAACCCCAAAGUCGGCAAAGGGAAGAAGGAGGCGGCGGCGAAGAAGCGGCUGUCGGUGGAAAGAAUCUACCAGAAGAAAACCCAGCUGGAGCACAUCCUGCUGCGGCCCGACACCUACAUCGGCUCCGUGGAGUUUGUCACCCAGCAAAUGUGGGUUUAUGAUGAAAACGAGGGCCUCAGCUGCAGAGAUGUGAGUUUUGUGCCUGGGUUGUAUAAAAUCUUUGAUGAAAUCCUAGUCAAUGCUGCAGACAACAAGCAGAGGGAUAAAAACAUGUCCUGCAUUAAAAUUACAAUUGAUCCGGAGAAUAAUACAAUCAGUGUAUGGAACAAUGGGAAAGGUAUUCCUGUUGUAGAACAUAAAGUGGAGAAGGUCUAUGUACCUGCUCUUAUCUUUGGGCAGCUAUUAACCUCCAGCAAUUAUGAUGAUGAUGAAAAGAAAGUCACAGGUGGUCGAAAUGGUUAUGGGGCCAAAUUGUGCAACAUAUUCAGUACCAAAUUUACAGUGGAAACUGCGUGUCGUGAGUACAAGAAACUGUUUAAGCAGACCUGGACGGACAAUAUGGGAAAGGCUGGUGAAAUGAAACUGAAAUACUUUGAUGGAGACGAUUAUACUUGUAUCACUUUCCAACCUGAUCUGUCUAAGUUUAAAAUGACAAGCCUGGACAAGGACAUUGUGGCACUGAUGUCUCGAAGAGCGUAUGAUAUUGCUGGGUGCACGAAAGAUGUCAAAGUCUUCCUAAAUGGAAAGAGGCUGCCCGUGAAAGGAUUCCGUAGUUAUGUGGACCUCUACGUGAAGGACAAGGUAGAUGAAACUGGUAAUGCACUUAAAGUUAUCCAUGAGGAGGCAAAUAAUCGCUGGGAGGUGUGUUUAACUUUAAGUGAAAAAGGCUUCCAGCAAGUUAGCUUUGUCAACAGCAUCGCCACCACAAAGGGUGGCAGGCAUGUUGACUAUGUAGCUGAUCAGAUUGUAAAUAAACUCAUUGAAGUUGUGAAGAAGAAGAACAAAGGUGGGGUUGGAGUAAAGCCAUUUCAGGUGAAGAACCACAUGUGGGUUUUUGUGAACUCCUUGAUUGAGAACCCAACCUUUGACUCUCAGACUAAGGAAAAUAUGACUCUGCAGGCAAAGAACUUUGGAUCAACUUGCAAACUGAGUGAAAAAUUCAUCAAAGGUGCAGUCAGCUGUGGUAUUGUGGAAAGUAUUCUAAACUGGGUAAAGUUUAAAGCUCAGAUCCAGCUGAAUAAGAAGUGCUCAGCUGUGAAACACACCAGGAUUAAGGGAAUUCCUAAACUGGAUGAUGCCAAUGAUGCUGGUAGUAAGAAUUCCACAGACUGUACACUUAUCCUGACAGAAGGCGACUCAGCCAAAACACUGGCUGUUUCUGGUCUGGGAGUGGUUGGGAGAGACCGAUACGGAGUAUUCCCCCUUCGUGGAAAAAUGCUCAACGUACGAGAAGCCUCUCAUAAACAGAUCAUGGAAAAUGCUGAAAUCAACAAUAUCAUCAAGAUUGUGGGUUUGCAGUAUAAGAAGAACUAUGACGAUCAAGAAUCGCUGAAGACCCUUCGUUAUGGAAAAAUUAUGAUUAUGACAGAUCAGGAUCAAGAUGGUUCCCAUAUCAAAGGCUUGUUGAUUAACUUCAUCCAUCACAACUGGCCAUCUCUUCUAAGGCAUCGUUUUCUGGAGGAAUUUAUUACUCCCAUCAUAAAGGUUUCAAAAAACAAGGAGGAGUUUUCAUUCUACAGCAUUCCUGAGUUUGAAGAGUGGAAAAACAAUACUCCAAAUCACAAAUCCUGGAAAACCAAGUACUACAAAGGUUUGGGUACCAGCACAUCAAAAGAGGCUAAAGAGUACUUUGCAGAUAUGGCAAGACAUCGAAUUGGCUUCAAGUAUUCUGGCCCAGAAGAUGAUGCUGCGAUCACCCUGGCCUUUAGCAAGAAGAAGAUCGAGGAACGGAAGGAAUGGCUGACUAAUUUCAUGGAAGGCAGAAGACAACGGAAGCUACAUGGUUUGCCAGAGGAUUUUGUGUAUGGGAAAUCCACUAGUUAUCUGACAUACAAUGACUUCAUUCACAAAGAGCUGGUCCUGUUCUCAAACUCCGAUAAUGAGAGAUCCAUUCCGUCCCUGGUUGAUGGUUUGAAACCAGGUCAAAGGAAGGUUCUGUUCACGUGUUUCAAACGAAAUGACAAACGGGAAGUUAAGGUUGCUCAGUUGGCUGGUUCUGUAGCUGAGAUGUCCUCCUACCAUCAUGGCGAGGCAUCACUGAUGAUGACCAUUAUUAAUUUGGCUCAGAAUUUUGUGGGAAGCAAUAACCUCAACCUGCUACAGCCCAUUGGUCAGUUCGGUACCAGGCUGCAUGGUGGAAAAGACUCUGCCAGCCCUCGAUACAUCUUCACAAUGCUCAGCUCAUUGGCACGGUUGAUCUUCCCUGCAACGGAUGACAGUAUUCUGAGGUUCCUGUAUGACGACAACCAGCGCGUAGAGCCAGAGUGGUAUAUGCCUAUCAUUCCUCUGGUACUGAUAAACGGAGCAGAAGGUAUUGGCACUGGCUGGUCCUCUAGGAUCCCCAACUUUGAUAUCCGAGAAGUUGUGAAUAAUAUUCGCCUCCUGAUGGAUGGAGAAGAGCCCUUGCCAAUGCUUCCUAGUUACAAGAACUUCAAGGGUACAAUAGAUGAACUGGGACCAAAUCAAUACCUGAUAAAUGGGGAAGUGUCCAUCCUGGAUUCGACAACCAUUGAGAUCUCAGAGCUUCCAGUCAGAACAUGGACACAGACCUAUAAGGAGCAGGUGCUGGAGCCCAUGUUGAAUGGCACUGAGAAGACUCCACCACUAAUAACGGACUAUAGAGAAUAUCACACAGACACCACGGUCAAGUUUAUAGUGAAGAUGAGUGAACAAAAACUGGCUGAGGCAGAGGCAGCGGGGCUGCAUAAGGUCUUCAAACUCCAAACAAAUCUUACCUGCAACUCCAUGGUUCUCUUUGACCCUGUAGGCUUUCUCAAGAAGUAUGAGACUCCUCUGGAUAUUCUCAGAGAAUUCUUUGACCUCCGACUCCAGUAUUACAGUUUGAGAAAAGAGUGGCUUACAGGAAUGCUGGGUGCAGAGUCUGCAAAACUCAACAACCAGGCUCGCUUCAUCCUGGAGAAAAUUGAGGGCAUAAUAGUGAUCGAAAACAAGCCCAAGAAGGAGUUAAUUCAGGUACUUAUCCAGAGAGGGUAUGAAUCGGAUCCUGUGAAGGCCUGGAAAGAAUCUCAGCAGAAGGGUGCAGAAGAGGAAGAGAGUGACAAUGACCAGGAUAACGAAUCUGCUGCAGCCUCCGGCCCAGACUUCAACUACCUGCUAAACAUGCCCCUCUGGUACCUGACUAAAGAGAAGAAAGAUGAGCUCUGCAAACAGAGAGAUAACAAAGAAACGGAGCUGGAAAACCUAAAACGCAAGAGUCCCUCAGAUCUGUGGAAGGAAGACCUGGCUGCCUUUAUUGAAGAACUUGAGGCUGUGGAAGCCAGAGAAAAACAGGAUGAGCUGGGUGGGAGAGCUGGCAAAGCUCUCAAAGGGAAAGGGGGGAAACUAAAGGUGAAGAAGCUGCAACUGGCUGAAGUUAUGCCCUCGCCACAUGGCAGAAGAGUUAUCCCUCGAGUAACUGCAGAGAUGAAGGCAGAUGCGGAAAAGAAGACUAAAAAGAAAAUAAAGACAGAAAAAAUGGAACUUGAGGAGGAUCAAGAAGGAAACUCGUCAGAAGAUAAGAAACCUGCAAAUCUUAAACAAAGAUUAGUAAAGAAAUUUAAAACUGAGCCAGGUACUAAGAAACAGUCCACUUUGCCAUUCAAGCCAAUGAAGAAAGAGAAGAAACGAAAUCCCUGGUCUGACUCAGAAUCUGAUUCAGAGUGUGAUAGUGAGGUGGCCCCUCCGAGAGAGAGGCCGAUUCGCCAGACAGCAGUAAAAACCAAUUACACCUUGGAUUCGGAUUCGGAUCUCACCGAUGCAGACGGGACUCCUCAGUCUCAGGAGGUCAGCGAAGAGGAUGUUGUCCCAGAAGCACACUCACCAGAGAAGUCUGCUCCCAAGGCCAGAGGGGCCCCCAAGAAAACCAGUGAAAAGAAAGCUAAAGAAGAAUCCAAACCACAGCAGGUGCAAAGUGCUAUCUCUAUUCAAAUCCAGGACACUGAUUAUGAAAAUCUGAGUCAAACUUCUGCAGCUCCUUCUGUCUCUGCCCCUCUUGCUAAGCCUGGAAAAGCUGCACCCAGAAAACCUGCUGUGGGCAAGAAAACCACCAGUGCCACUAAGGAUACGCAGCCUUCCAUCAUGGACAUUCUAGCCAAGAAAAAGGCAGCACCCAAAUCCUCCAAGACAGCAACAGCCAAGGCAGGAAGUUCAGACUCCAGUGUUGACACAGCAGUGGUGAGGAAGCCGGCCCCCGCCAAGGGGAAGAAAACCACCACCAAAAGGAAGCCAUGCUCAGACUCGGAUUCAGAUUCUGAUUUUGGGUCAAAGCCUCCCAAGUCAUUUGCAGUUAAGAAAUCCAAGGUGGAAGACGAGAGCUUUCAUAUUGACCUAGAAUCCGACUUGGACAGCCCUGUGGCGCCUGCUCCCAGCACGAGGCCUGGGCGUGCCCGAAAGCCCAUUCAGUACCUGGAAGAGUCUGAGGAGGAGAUGUUUUGAGUUUUAAUAUGAAGAUUUUAAAGUGCUGACCGUAUUGAUCUACAAACUCGUUCUUGGAGAGGAGCUCUCAGCAGGCGCUGUCGAGUCUCCCCAGAGAAUUGCAGAUCUCAGAUCCAGGAAAUGGUUUUAUUGAAUAAUUAGUGCUUGCCCCAAAAUGUGAUGCUGCAUGUGAGUGCCGAUCUCGUUCCCCCCCGGGAUAGACCAUUUCCAUUUGUUGGAACAAAACCCCCUCCAGCAAGAAUCAAGCAGCAGUAGCAGAGAAUCCUAUAGCCCGUUAGCUGGAGGAGCUAAUUUCCCUGGCCUUUCAUGGUCAUUUUAGUGCAGAAGCAGACUUUUAAGCCCACCAAAUAUCUUACCCCUUCACGUAUGUUCCCUCCUCUUUUGAUUGUCUUAAAGAAGCUGUAGACAUGUUUUAUUGCAAGUCUCUAGGCUAAACAACCACAAGAGAUUCAAAAAUACAAGCUGCAAAGUGGGGCGAGACCCCUUGGUCAGAGGGAGGUUUUCUUGGUUUUACUCUUCUCGCUCCUUCACAAUCUGUCAUUUCGUCCAAGCUCCACUUUGCUCUUUUGGUGGCCAACAUUUUGCCACCUUCAGAAUUUUCAGCCAUGACGCUUACGUCCGAUUUGGAGCAACUUGCCCUGAGACGAAGGUGUGUGUGGCGCAGGCCGUGCCCGCUCCGCACUCUGUGUUCCCGCCUCCAUUGUGUUCAGCCCGGCAGGCGCUUCUUGGGUAAGAGCCUUUGUCCCCAGGAAUAAACUGCAACAUUAAAAUGCCUGUUGAAUGCUGAGGGAGCGAGCGACCUUGGUGGAGUGGGGGCGUUGGUGAUGAGGGAGCGCGGGGCUGGGGAGACGCCUUCAAUACUGGCUACAGCCAAAGAAAAUCCUUACCAUUGAAAAGGAACACGUCAGAAGCAGGGUGGUCAUUCCAGUGCCCCCAUGGCAGACUGGCCAUUAGGUUCCUGUGUCCCAGGUAGGGAUAUUAGCCGACUGCCACCUCAGUUAGUCCUGAUGACAAGGGGCUUCCUGCUAACUUCUCCAGUGCCCAGCUGAGCAACGUGAGUGCAGUUUCUCUGUCAGGCCUGUUCACGCCACCCAUUAGCUUGUCAGGGGUCUGAGUGCCUGGAGUCGGGCUGUCCAGGAUACCAGCUUGAAGCCAGUUGCCACAGACAUCUAGUGGCAGGGUUUAUGCAAUCCAGGUGCCCACGCAGAAGGAGCUGGGAAGUGUGUCUUGUUCCUCUUCCCCGAAAAGGCAUCCACUGGAGGAUUUGCCCACUUUCUUUGAAGGGCUGAUGUUCAAUGUGUUUUUCCUAGAGCCAGUUCCAUGGUGCUGAGUGGGACUGCUCAAGCGUUUGUCUCUGUAAAUAUUUUCUGUGUUUGUAACAUCCUGACGUUCUAACUGCCAUUUUUGUAUUUCUGUAAUAAAGGAUUUUUACACCA
Messenger RNA from Chelonia mydas (Green sea turtle), 6471 nucleotides. It is a transcript of the gene TOP2A, whose product is annotated as DNA topoisomerase II alpha. The coding region runs from base 338 to 5035 and encodes 1565 amino acids. Gene Ontology annotation, cellular component: nucleus. The transcript has 35 exons. Gene Ontology annotation, molecular function: DNA binding; ATP binding; DNA topoisomerase type II (double strand cut, ATP-hydrolyzing) activity. Gene Ontology annotation, biological process: apoptotic chromosome condensation; DNA topological change; sister chromatid segregation. The record is from RefSeq and is a predicted model, not a curated record. Lineage: Eukaryota; Metazoa; Chordata; Testudines; Cheloniidae.